Messenger RNA from Heterobasidion irregulare TC 32-1, 2839 nucleotides. RefSeq lists its product as uncharacterized. The record is from RefSeq and is a predicted model, not a curated record. Gene Ontology annotation, biological process: ubiquitin-dependent protein catabolic process. Gene Ontology annotation, molecular function: ubiquitin protein ligase activity; protein binding. The coding region runs from base 83 to 2620 and encodes 845 amino acids. The transcript is spliced from 9 exons. NCBI's taxonomy places the organism in Eukaryota, Fungi, Basidiomycota, Agaricomycetes, Russulales, Bondarzewiaceae.
ACACAACCUUCGUUUCAUUUCCUUGCUUCAUCUCAUAGUCUCUGUUGCUGUCACAGUUCUGGCAACAGCCUCGGCACCUUCAAUGUCUUCUGCUCAAGGGGAAUUGAAAAAGAUCAGGAUUACAGUCGUCGCUGCCGAUGGCUUGUCCAAACGCGAUGUCUUCCGCCUUCCUGACCCCUUCGCUGUAAUCACUGUCGAUGCUGAGCAAACACACACGACUAGUGUCAUCAAGAAGACGUUGAAUCCCUACUGGAACGAAAGUUUUGAUAUUAUGGUCAAGGAGUCGUCUGUCGUUGCCGUCCAAAUCUUCGAUCAACGCAAGUUCAAGCGCCGGGACCAGGGGUUCUUGGGCGUUGUUAAUGUACGAGUCAGCGAUGUGUUGGACUUGGAACUUGGUGGACAUGAAAUGCUCCAGCUGGACCUCAAGAAGUCGAACGAUAAUCUGGUCGUUCACGGCAAACUCAUCAUUUACCUAUCUACGAACCUGAGCCAACCCGCCACCAACCCUCGCAGUCCGGGGGCUGCUGGCUCACUCUCCGCUGGCAUUGCUGGCCUUUCCAUGAACGAGUCCUCACUAUCAGUCAAUAACGCAGCAGCUGGCGGGUCAGGCGCGCUAUCACGCACUCCAAGUUCUCACGCCACCAAUCAAGAGCCCGUGAUCUCAAUGCCAACGCCCGUUCUAUCACAGGAACCCGAGCAUCCCCUGCAGAACACCGCGACCCGCCCAGUCAGUUCCGGAGGUCCACCGCCGCCUUCAAGCGCUGCUCAGCCAGGAAUGCGGCCUACAGCACCAGGCGUUGUAUCCCCUGGUCAGACGGUUGUCGCAAACAGCCAGGCCCAGCAUAAUUUCAACCCCAAUGAGGAUCAAUACGGCCCCUUGCCGCCUGGGUGGGAACGACGAAUAGAUCCUCUCGGUCGGACGUACUACGUCGACCACAACACCCGCACUACUACCUGGAAUAGGCCGUCGAACAGCCAAUCCGCAAACACCCAUACUCAGGAGGGCGAAACGAAUGCUGCCCGCGACCACAAUAACCGCCGUAUUCUUGCCGAUGAUCUGUUGGAGGCCAACAGUGGAGCGACCGUUGGGCGGAAUACAUCCACGACAGCACCUCCUCCAAACGCCGCGGCCGCGGCCGUCGCAGCCAGUACGAAUGCUACGACGCCAGGAAGUGGUAACCUGCCGGCUGGGUGGGAGGAAAGAUAUACGCCUGAGGGCCGGCCGUACUUUGUCGACCACAAUACGCGCACGACCACAUGGGUGGAUCCCCGUCGGCAGACCAUCAUCCGUGUGAUGGGGCCAAACGGCCAGAACACUGCCUUGCAGCCACAGACGAUCUCACAGCUAGGUCCCUUGCCAUCAGGAUGGGAGAUGCGUCUUACGUCAACUGCUCGUGUCUACUUCGUCGAUCACAACACGAAGACGACGACAUGGGACGAUCCCCGCUUGCCAUCUUCGCUCGAUGCGAACGUUCCCCAGUACAAGCGCGACUUCCGCCGGAAGCUCAUCUACUUCAGAAGUCAGCCGGCAAUGCGCGCACAGCCAGGUAAUUGCCAGAUCAAGGUCCGCCGUAACCACAUCUUCGAGGACAGUUACGCGGAAAUCAUGAGGCAAACGCCGAAUGAUUUGAAGAAGAGGCUUAUGAUCAAGUUUGACGGCGAGGAUGGUCUUGAUUAUGGAGGUCUUUCUCGAGAAUUUUUCUUCCUUCUUUCCCAUGAGAUGUUCAACCCGUUCUACUGUCUCUUCGAGUAUUCGGCACAUGACAACUACACCCUCCAGAUCAACCCAGCGUCAGGCGUCAACCCCGAGCAUCUGAACUAUUUCAAGUUUAUUGGGAGAUGCUUGGGAUUGGGUAUCUUCCAUCGUCGCUUCCUCGAUGCGUACUUCAUCGUCAGUUUCUACAAGAUGAUUCUGAAGAAGAAGGUCACGCUUGCGGACCUUGAGAGCGUAGAUGCAGAGCUUCACCGUGGUCUGACUUGGAUGCUGGACAAUGACAUCACCGACAUCAUCGAUGAGACGUUUACGACGACUGAGGAGCGGUUCGGCGAGAUGGUCACGAUCGAGCUGAAGCCGGGCGGUGGGGACGUUCCCGUGACACAGGAUAACAAGAAGGAAUACGUCGAGCACGUCGUCGAGUACCGUAUUUCCAAGCGCGUGAAGGAGCAGUUUGACGCGUUCAUGUCCGGCUUCAGCGAGUUGAUCCCGCAGGAUCUGGUGAAUGUGUUCGAUGAGCGCGAACUCGAGCUUCUCAUCGGCGGCAUGUCCGAGAUCGAUGUUGACGACUGGACCAAGUUUACGGAUUACCGCGGGUACGAGGUGAACGACGAGGUGAUCCAGUGGUUCUGGAAAUGCGUGCGCUCGUGGCCACCCGAGCGGAAGUCACGUCUGCUGCAGUUCGCGACGGGCACGUCUCGCAUUCCCGUCAACGGGUUCAAGGACCUCCAGGGCUCCGACGGCCCGCGCCGCUUCACGAUCGAGAAAGCGGGCGACCCCUCUCAGCUGCCCAAGAGCCACACGUGCUUCAACCGGAUCGAUCUGCCGCCGUACAAGGACUACGCGAGCUUGGAGCACAAGCUGACGUUGGCCGUAGAGGAGACCGUUGGGUUUGGCCAGGAGUAGACUACUCUUCCCUUGUCAGCCUUCCUCUUCUACGUUUCCAUUCUCUCCAUUUUUUUUAUGACUGUGUUUAUGUCUCCACCUACCAUUCUCCCAUACAAUCUUCCGUAUUGUCACUACGUUGUUGAUUAUGCCCACCCCGCCGCUGUAACAGUAGCACUUCUCCAUAGUCCACGGAUCGGACCGUAUCCCGACCUAUAUCUAACGCUACAUUCACGGUCC